AUGGCGCAGCGAUCACCGCGUAAAUCGCUCCAGCUCAACCGAGCGAACACGCCAAUCAACUUCAGCGGACCGAUGCAAGAUGUGAACGUUAUUUCUGACCACAUGCUUAAAGUUGAAUGGCGGAACGGACUUGGAUGGUCGAAUCCACAAAUCAUUCAAUCCGGACCGAUUGCGUUGCACCCUUUCGCGCACGUGUUUCACUACGCCAACGAGUGUUACGAAGGGAUGAAGGCAUACAUCGAUUCGAACGGCAACGUUCGUAUGUUCAGACCGGAGAAAAACAUGGAGCGCUUAAACUUUUCCGCCUCUAGAUUAUGUUUACCCGCCUUUAACGGCGAGGAAUUGUUGAAGUGCAUCGAAGCGCUUUUAAAAGUUGACAAAGAGUGGAUACCGAGGAAGAAAGGCUACGCGAUGUAUUUACGCCCUUUGAUUUUUAGCACCACGCCGUGGUUAGGAUUAACCCAAACAUCAGAAGCUCAUUUAUACGUGAUGAUGUCACCAGUUGGGCCGUAUUUUAAAUCUGGUUUCGUUCCUAUUAAACUUGCUGUAGAUUCGAAAUGGAUUCGCGCUUGGCCAGGGGGCACUGGUAACGUAAAGUUUGGAGGUAACUACAGUCCAACCGUGAUGGCGCAACGAGACGCCGCGAAUGCAGGCGCAUCGCAGGCGUUAUUCGUGUACGAUAAGGAGCAAUACAUCACUGAAGCUGGUACGAUGAAUAUUUUUCUAUUUUGGAAGAAUAAUAUGGGGGAAAUAGAGCUCGUCACGCCGAGCUUAGAAGAUGGAACUAUUUUAGCCGGAAUCACGAGACAGUCGGUGAUUGAUUUAGCGAGAGAGUGGGGCGAGUGUAAAGUCACGGAGAGAAUGUUGCCGUUGCAGGAAGUGCUCGACGCGUUCAUUAGAGAAGACGUAUACGAAAUUUUCGGUACGGGGACGGCUGCGGUUAUUCAACCUAUCUCGUCUAUAUCGUACGAUGGCAUCGAUUAUUCCGUACCGAAAAACGCGUUUUCUGAAAACGCGUUUCAAGUCAGGAUGACGAACACGCUGACUGCUAUACAAUACGGUGAGAUCGACCACCCGUGGAGCCGAGUCGUCGCUUAA
Messenger RNA from Bathycoccus prasinos, 1098 nucleotides. RefSeq names its product branched-chain-amino-acid aminotransferase. Gene Ontology annotation, molecular function: branched-chain-amino-acid:2-oxoglutarate transaminase activity. The record is from RefSeq and is a predicted model, not a curated record. Bases 1 to 1098 code for a protein of 365 amino acids. NCBI's taxonomy places the organism in Eukaryota, Viridiplantae, Chlorophyta, Mamiellophyceae, Mamiellales, Bathycoccaceae. Gene Ontology annotation, biological process: branched-chain amino acid metabolic process. The transcript has 2 exons.